CGUUGGAGCUCGCCUUCAGCUGCUGUUUUACUUUGUCGAGUUCAGUUUGCAAAACGCUGUCACACGAAAAGGAUUAUUAACGCGGACGAAACGUUGAAGCGUUGCGUAGUGAAGCGACUUAGCGCUGAGCAGCUUAGUGGGUCGUAUUCAUUAUAGAAGCAUACUUUUGUGUGCCACUUAGUUUCAUUGAAAAUUUACAAGUAAUUGUAAUUUUUUACAAAAGUUUUAUCAACGACUGUUUACUUUUAACAAAACGUUCAGUGUUUUCUGGAAUUUUUAUUUAGUGCAAGUGUGUUUUAAAAAGUGUACGCGAUGUGCAGUUAUUACAACGCGCCUACAAGUGUGCUACAUUUGCUCAUCUUGCCGGUUAUCUUGCUGCUGUUGCAGUGCAUUCCGAAUGGUGCGGCAAUUAAAUGUUUUGUCUGUGACUCCAGCGAUAAUCCAAGUUGUGAGAACUUAAAAUCCAAUCAAAGCAUAGUGGCAGAGGAAUGUACUCUAGACAAAAUGCGAACAACCAAUACUUGGCUUUUCGACUUAAAUCGAUUUGCGUACUUCGAUACCGGCGCUAGUAAUGGACCGCUAAUGAACUGCCAAAAAGUGGUGGCCAGAGAUCCAAACACCGGCAAAAUGGUCACCGCACGCUUUUGUCAAUUGGACACCGCCGAUUCGGAUGCCUGUCAAAUAUUGGGCAACAAAUUGGGUUGGCCACCAGAGUUGGCGCGUAACGCGAACCUCGAUGAGGAUGACAAGAAUAAAAGAAACAAGAAGCGUAAGGGUAAAGGCGGCAAUAAUGGCGGUGCAGACAGUCUGGAAGAUUCGGAACUGCACUGUUCCAUUUGCGGUGCGGACGGUUGUAAUGGCAGUCCAAGCAUUUCGGCAUGGAGUUGGUGGUGCGCCGGUAUUCUACCAAUGCUUAUAGCAAUCGUCAACAUAUUGCGUCAUAGUGUGUGGUGAAUGUGUAGCUGGAAAAGUCAAGUGGGGUGCGGCUGAGCUGGCUGAUUUUGAUCGACUAGCGAAAAAAAAAAAUUGCAGAAAAAGAAAAUUAAAAUUAUUAUAAAAAUGGUGCAAUAUAAUUUUAAGGUUAAUUUCAAUGGUCAAUGUGUUGUUCAACGGGGUUUUGCUGUGUGCGUUAAAUUGUUUGGCAAAUUGUCGCAGAGCGUUGUGGAACAUAGCCAGAUAAAUGCCUUGAGUUUAAUAUAGUUUUAUGUGUAGUUGAGCCACCAAAAUGUGCACACUGUAAAUAUUCAUUCAAUACUGUUAUCUGUGUAAAUAGGCAUAAAUUACAAGGCAUAUGUUACAAUAAAAAAACAAACGAAAGUAAUCACUAAAAGUUUAUUUAAUGCGGCUUAUUGCGUGUUAGUACCGUUUUGCUUCAGUGAAAUGUUUGUAAAAAUUUAAUAUUUCAUUAGAAUAGUGUAUUGUUAAUUUACUAAACUGAAAUUGUUAAAAUAAAAUGUAUUUGUUUUUUUACUUGAAUUCUAAGAAAAGCAAUAUAUUAUAUUAUAUUAGACAGGAUGUGCCGAUGGGAAAACUUCCAACAAAUUACUCUGAAGUUAUAGCACACUCAAGGUCAGGCACUGUUUUUUUUUGCUAAAUUUUUACUAAUUACUUUAAAAAAUCAAAGUGUUAAUAUAGAAGAAAAAAGUCUAAUGGUGCCCAAUUUUGGUGUUGGUAAGAUUUAAUUCAUUGUUUAAAUUUAACUAUUUCGGGCAAAUGUGGCAACAUGGUAAAGCAAUGUGUCAACAUAGCAGUGCAGUGGGGAAAGCAAACCGAAAAGGGAUAUUUUUUCGAAAACCAAAAACGGCGCGAGCAAUGGACUGCUCGUGUAGAGCACCCUCUGUACUACAUAGUUUUUGAAAUACUAAUAAUAAUGACUGAUAAAUACGGCUUAUUAUACAAUUCAUAUGCAGAAUGCUGACAAUGGCUUUUAUCGAUCACUUUCACAAAUGGAGUUAUUUCUGUGUCCGAAUAAAUUUGAAUUAAAAUAUUAAAAUAUGUAGCAAUCUGGAGAUGAUAACUUUCCAAAGUUCAUUGGCGAUCCGGACUCUUUCAUAAUUCAAAGGAUAAGUGGCCAGUUAAGCCAUUAAGUUUAGCCUGUGUACCAAAUUACAGAAAAUCUGAGUGUUUAUGUCACAAGGCGAUAUUUUAUCGAACUCUAGAGCUCUGACAAGUUUUGUGCGGAUAUUAGGUAUUACAGUUUAACAGGAGCCUUUUCACAUGUAUUGAGUAUCUCUUGUUCUCCUCAACAGAACUUUUAUCUACUGUUCAGACUUUGGAGAUAAAUGUGCUGUAAAGAAGCCUUAUAACCACGUUCAAAUAGGUCAAUUAGCUGUGGCAAUUGUGGUUUGUACUUGAGAGUUGUCUGAAAAAAGUUUUUUUUUUGAUUGUGAGAUUAUUGGCAAUACGUUUGAUUUUUUAUAGCGUUUUGCUUACAAAGAGGUACGCAUAACAAUUGAAUUAAAAAUUGCAAUUUUCAAAUAUUUUCAUUAUGAAAAUUUUUAUUAAUAGAAACCGAUUUUCUUUAUUUGAACACACUUUACAGAGUUGCAUAGAAUAACAAUUUUUUAUAAAAUCAAAUUUUUCUCAAUUGAAUACUAAUUGUGCAAUUAGCUAAUUGUUCUAUUGUAAGUAAAAUGGGGAACAAAGCGUUUCGUAAUUGCCUCGUUACGAACAUGUUUGGACGUGACUACUUAGUUGCAAAAUUUUACACAAUUUUUAAAGCAUAAUAAUAUAUUUCAUUUAAUGUUAGUUUAUAAUAAGCAACUGUAAAUAUAAUUUCACCUAAUUGCAACAAAAUAUAUAUUAGAUUAUUUUAUAAAAAAAUACCAGGAACAGUGCUUAAUAUUGAUUUACGGCACUGGUGCGUUUCGAAUAUUAAUUAAUUAAAAAAAUAUAAACAAAUAAAAACAACUUUUACAAGUUUUUAAAAAUUAAUUAUAUAAAAUAUAUUUUGUUUUAAUUAAUUACAAUUUUUUUAUCAAACGAAUUACUAAAUAUUUAAAAACAAAUCUAAAAUUAUAUAAAAACUAUGUAGUAUUGUUUUUUUUUUAUAAAUUAUAAGGAUUAAUAUUCACCAAAUGCCUUUAAGUUUUUUAAGAAUUAAAUGGAAAAAUAUGUAGAAAAAUGCGGCGAAUGAAAAUAGCGUAAGAAAAUUAUUAAAUUGUUGUUAAUGUUGUAAGUUUCACGAGUAUAAUCCAAGGCAGGUGAAUUACGCAAGAAAAUAAUUAUGAAAAUUGAACUAAUGAUACAGAAUAAUCGUGCGAAGAUUUGGAAACGAAUCAAACAGUUAAAAUAAAAAAUUAGCAAAAAUAUUGAAAAAACUUAGUAAAAUAUUAACUGGCAUGAGGAAGUGAAAAGUGCAUGGCAAUAGGGGGUAAGGUUACGUAUUUAACUGAAAGUUGUAUAUAUAGAUAUCACAUGUAUGUAUUCCCAAACAAAAAUAAAUACAAAUAACAAAAACAAUUGAUGUGGUUUCGCAAAUGCUUCGGUCUUCAAUAAAAAACAAAUAUUUAUAAACAUGUCUGUUCUAUAUUUAUCAAGUGACUGAGACUUCAAAGCAAGCUUACAAACAAAUAUACUCGUACUACAUCUCGGCACAAAAAAAAUUACACAUUUGAUAACGAUAAGUGAACACAAUCAUUAUACAUACACACAUACGCAUGCUUGUGUGUAUGUGUGAGGUGGGUGCAAUGUAAAGCACACGAGCCCAGUCAGAUGUUCACCACCAAAACAUUUGAAUGCAAAUCAAACAG
This is a messenger RNA of Bactrocera oleae (olive fruit fly), 3752 nucleotides long. RefSeq names its product without maturity (gene witty). The record is from RefSeq and is a predicted model, not a curated record. Lineage: Eukaryota; Metazoa; Arthropoda; Insecta; Diptera; Tephritidae.